Molecule: messenger RNA, 282 nt
Organism: Aspergillus fumigatus Af293
Lineage: Eukaryota; Fungi; Ascomycota; Eurotiomycetes; Eurotiales; Aspergillaceae
Source: RefSeq, a predicted model, not a curated record
AUGCGCAAUGAUGUUUUUGAAAGUAGCAUAGUCUCUUCAUCCACCUGGCCUGACAUGGAUCCCAUCAGCAACGGAGAUGCACGAGCAGCCGUCCUACCAAUGAGUGUGAUGGAGGCCGUUUGCAAAACAAUCUCUGGGACGUGGGGAGCAUUGGAGUUGUCUAUUAAUGGCUUCACCUCCAGUAACAGUGGAAUCGGCGUGCCCGCAACAAGGUACAAUGGGUACUGGAACUCAACACCGAAGGAAAGUAAGGCAAUUGUCCGGGAGAAAGCCAGGCCUUGA